Molecule: messenger RNA, 3014 nt
Organism: Daphnia carinata
Lineage: Eukaryota; Metazoa; Arthropoda; Branchiopoda; Diplostraca; Daphniidae
Gene: EMC1
Product: ER membrane protein complex subunit 1-like
Exons: 6
Coding region: 90-2858 (922 amino acids)
Biological process (GO): protein folding in endoplasmic reticulum
Cellular component (GO): EMC complex
Molecular function (GO): protein binding
Source: RefSeq, a predicted model, not a curated record
AGAAAAUUUUUUUCCCGGCUGCUUCGGUUUUUCCUGUGGCAUUCUUAAAAACGGCGCUAUUUAUUAAUAUUGUUUAAUUGGUUUCCGCCAUGAAAACCUUUAGCUUUUCAUUAUGUAUAGUAUUUAUUGUGAUACAAAGAAUCCACGGACUCUAUGAAGACCAAAUCGGAAAAUUUGAUUGGCGCCAACAGUACAUCGGGAAAGUUAAACAUGCUAUUUUUGAUUCUACGGGGAAGAAAAUUGUUGUUGGCACAGAAGAAAACACAUUAGCUCUUCUUCAUGCUGGCACAGGAAAAAUUGAGUGGCGUCAUUUGCUGGGUAAUAGCGCUAAAAGCAAAAUUACUUCUCUUUUCUUACUCGGUAAUGGAAAAGUAGCAUCUGUCAGCAGUUCCCCUACAAUAGUAAGGGUAUUUGAUGUCUCAUCUGGAAUCCUUCAGUGGGAAACUGCUGUUGCCAAAGACAUACAACCUGUUGUGUGCAAGUGGGCAGUCUCAAAGAGAGAUGUAAUAUCUGUUGAGAUCAAUCCUUCCAGGUCUGGCUAUGACCUCCUCCUGUCUGAGUACAGCUCAGUUAGUGGAACAGAAAAUGUUGCACCAGCUACUGAAUUGCCAUGGUUCACUCCAGGAACUAAUUGCCAGCUAGUUUUCCCACAUUUGGUCUGCUUACAUCCUCAGGAUGAUGCCAUCAACAUUGUGGACAUAAGAAAUUCUGAUUCUCACCAAAGAAUUGAGUUACAGAAUCUUGGUAUAACUGUUGGUGCUGACCAGUUAGUCACCUUGGGGGUUACGAAAAAUUUCGUGUCUUUGAGAACAACAGAUACGUUCUCCUUGUAUAAAGUAACUGAUGAGGGGCUCCAAAGAACCGGUGGCGAAUGGUCUGGAGAAACUGUAUUGGUGAGCGUUCCAACAGUCAAAGAUGCUGAAGCUCAAGGCCAAUACAUGGCUGCCCUAAUGAAACGUGAAAAAAAUUACUCAGUUAGAAUCUACGAUUUGGAAGCCGAUCAAGUACUUGAUGAUGUCAGUGGAGAUCUGAAGUUGCCAAAUCAAGCUGGUGAACCUGAUCUGCUUUCGACCUUCUUGAUGAGAAAACCGAAUGGAGAGCUAAGCUAUCGCUAUGCCAUCAGCACCACUGACAAUUCUUUCCAUUAUGGCUCCAAAAAAGAAGUGUAUUGGACCCGUGAAGAGGCUUUGACUUCCAUUGUCCAAGUAGAGAUGGUUGAUCUUCCUGUGUCUUCCAUCGAAGCAUCUAUUGAAGAAGAAUUUGGUUCAGACCAGCCAUUAAGUGGCAUUUUUGGUCACACCAUCAGACGGCUUAGUUCGCAAUUUCGGCAACUUUUGAUAGUCGCCCAACAACUCGUAGCAGGCCAGAUUAGUUUGGUCCGUCGUGAUGCUGCUGGAAGCAACAACAAGGCACUUGAAAGGGAUCGUUUCGGUUUGCACAAAUUGAUUCUUAUUCUUACCCAACCGGGUAAGCUGUUCGCAAUGGACACAUUAUCCGGUAGGAUUGUUUGGCAACGAUUAUUGAAGAAUGUCAACACCGAUAAAGUUCGCCUUUACGUCCAGCGAACCAGCAUUCAUUACCCGUUGGAGCCACAAUGCACUAUCUUAACCAAAAGUUCCAGUUCUAACCAAGCCGUACUUUUUGUCUUUCAUCCAAUCACUGGUGAGCCGGCUCAGUUUGGAAGUGAAGGCUACGUAAAUCUGGACUACAAUGUGCAACAAGCACUGCUUUUGCCACAAAACGAGGAGACCGAAUACAUGAAACCGCUGUUGCUGCUAGAUGAGUCCGCUGCUCCGCAUGUCUUUCCACCAACUGAAUCAGCCAUAAAUCAUGUAAUCAAAUUGUCCAACAAUUUAUUUAUGUUCGUAGCAGACACGAAGAGCUGCGUAUUGCGUGGUUAUUCGCUGGCCAAGAACACAGCUGAUCAUUUGUCAUCUGCCGCAGUAUGGCAGUUGCAGCUUUGUUCUUCGAGUGAUUCAGUAGAAGAAGAAAUUGUUUCCAUCGUCUCUCGUCAUCCGGAGGAGAAGGUGUUCUCACAAGGUCGCGUAUUGGCCGAUCGUAGCGUUCUGUACAAGUAUCUCAAUCCCAAUAUGGUGGUAGUGGCAACAGCCGGGGCAAAUCAUCCGCACCAUCGUGGGUACGUCAAUCUGUACCUGAUUGAUGUUGUUUCGGGAGCAGUGGUCUUUUCCACUUCUCAUCGCCGUGUCCAGCCGCCUUACCAUGUUGUUUACGCCGAGAACUGGGUAGUGUACUCUUACUACAACGAAAAAUACCGACGAACCGAAUUGGGUUCGCUCGAGUUAUUCGAAGGGCAAACGCAGAGCAACAGCACCGCGUUUUCCUCUUUCACGGCUCCUCAACCGCUCGUAGACCGACAAGCCUACAUCUAUCCGGCCCACAUCUCGGCCAUGAAAGACACUUUCUCCGAACAAGGCAUGACAGCAAAACACAUUCUUCUUGGACUAACAAAUGGGUGGAUCCAAGAACUUCCACGAGUUUUCUUGGAUCCGCGCCGACCAGUUGUGGCUGCUGCUACUCCUGAAAUGCGCGAAGAAGGUAUCAUGCCCUAUCUGCCCGAGUUGCCUGUGCCAGCCGAAGCCAUCAUCAAUUACAAUCAGACAGUCUCCAACAUUAAAAGUAUUUACGUUACUCCGUCUUCACUAGAGUCUACUGCACUUGUCUUCGUCUGCGGUUCGGAUAUCUUCUUUACUCAUGUGACACCCUCCAGGACCUUUGACGUUCUCAACGAUGAUUUUGAAUAUGGUUUUAUCGCAUUGGUUUUGAUUGGAUUGACACUAGCUUCAUUCAUAACCAAACGAUUAGCUGGCAAAAAAUCACUUCGUCAAGCCUGGAAGUAAAUUCGAAAGUUUGAAUCAGUAUGGCAUUGCUGACCUAUCAUCAUAUUAAGAAUAACAGAAAAAUGCCCAUUCCCCUCUCUCCUGUGUGUUUGUGUGCGUGAAUGUGUUCGCUAGCUGUUGGGAGAAUCCAUCCAUCAGGUCAGCUGCCCGUUUGUA